Messenger RNA from Cylicostephanus goldi, 561 nucleotides. NCBI's taxonomy places the organism in Eukaryota, Metazoa, Nematoda, Chromadorea, Rhabditida, Strongylidae. The record is from the annotation of a GenBank genome assembly.
AUGACCGCGCAAAAUUUUCCUGCUUUUGGUCAGACGCUUUAUCUGUCACAGGAUAGAUUUACUCUGAGAAGCAGGAAUAAGUUUUGUGACUCAAUGGUUUGCCAAGAUGAUGGCAAUCAAAAAUUUAUUCAGGAUACUUGCAUGCCCUAUCCUUUUCCGCCAUGUCACAAAGGCGAUAACCACACAGCUCCAGCCGAGUGCUCUCACGCGCCAUUUCACACUCCUAAGUGUGUUCAUAAGUGCAACAAAAACUAUACUGAAGGAUAUCAACAGGACAAACACUAUGGUGCUGAUUUGAACGUUUCGCUUCUUGUAGUCGCAGGAAGCUUGAUGUCAUACGCGAUCGACAACGAUGAGGAUGCGAUACGUAAGGAACUCAUGACUUACGGACCAAUCGAGGUGGCUUUUAUGGUGUACACAGAUUUCUUCCACUAUAAGAAGGGCGUAUACAAGGUAACGCUGCAAGUGGAUGCGCAUCACAUACUGCCGGCUUUCUUGCUGGAGGACACGCUGUCAAGCUUAUCGGCUGGGGAAAAGAAAAGGAAACUCCAUAUUGGCUAA